This is a messenger RNA of Rotaria sp. Silwood2, 1005 nucleotides long. The record is from the annotation of a GenBank genome assembly. NCBI's taxonomy places the organism in Eukaryota, Metazoa, Rotifera, Eurotatoria, Philodinida, Philodinidae.
AUGCAACUGGAUCCAAAGCAAAACAUAACCUAUGCCAAUACUACUCAACAAAAUAUUUAUGUUCCACAAAUUACUUUAUCGCUGAAAUUCAAUACUUUCCUUGUACUUGGAGUAUCAUCGCUUAUUGUUUAUGUUUUCAUCAUCAUUUACGCCUUGAUACACAAAAAUCUACGUUCAGCACCAAAUAAUUAUUGCCUUAUCAUUCUCUUAAUUUGUGAAUUUAUUUUCAAAACAAUAGAUCUUCCGUUACAGCUGUAUCUUUAUCAUCAAGGCAAGGUACCUUUUCAAAAUGCCGUCUUUUGCUAUUCAUGGCGACUUAUCAAUUAUACCGGUUAUGGAGUAGGCGCGAUGUUAACAGCAUGGGCUUCAUUGGAACGACAUAUUCUCAUUUUUCAUGAUCGUCUUCUUCAUUCAAAAUGGAAAAAGAUAUGUUUGCAUUAUGCACCACCUUUUAUCAUUAUUGUCUACGUCAUAUGUUUCUAUACUUAUGCUUUGUGUUUUUAUCCAUGCAAAACUCCAUUUAACUUUGAAAGUAUUGUCUGUGGCAAUGAUUGUAUACAAGGUUAUCCAGUUUUAUCUGCGUGGAGCAAGAUGGUUCAUAACAUAGCUCCUGCAAUGUGUAUUGGUAUAUUUAGUGUUUCACUUUUGUGUCGUGUUCUCUAUUCGAAACGACGUCUUCAGCAAUCGUUUACUUGGCGAAAGCAUAGUAAAAUGGCUUAUCAACUUCUUUCUAUAUCGUUUGUCUGUCUGACAGCUCUUUUACCAUAUGGUAUGGUGAUUUUCUUGAAUCAAGUUGGAAUACGUGAUAUACCAAAAGCGAUAGCAGAGUAUUCCUAUUUCUUUACUACUUUGAUUCCUCUAUAUUUGACUUUCAUAUAUUUGACGUCAUUAUCAGAAGUGUGGACCCGACUGAAAUCAAAACUUCGGCCUGCAACUACGCAAACGGUAGUUAUGACUUUUAGUGCUGCAAAAACACAAUUAAAAUCGCGAACGAAUGCUUUCUGA